Messenger RNA from Anguilla rostrata (American eel), 3028 nucleotides. RefSeq names its product zinc finger protein 513. Bases 1005 to 2570 code for a protein of 521 amino acids. Gene Ontology annotation, biological process: regulation of transcription by RNA polymerase II. Gene Ontology annotation, molecular function: DNA-binding transcription factor activity, RNA polymerase II-specific; RNA polymerase II transcription regulatory region sequence-specific DNA binding. The transcript is spliced from 4 exons. Lineage: Eukaryota; Metazoa; Chordata; Actinopteri; Anguilliformes; Anguillidae. The record is from RefSeq and is a predicted model, not a curated record.
CGUAAAAAAAAAAAAAAAAAAAAAAACAACAAUAAUUGCAAAGUAUGUCUGGUACGUGAAUUUAACUAAUAUUCUGGCUCUGACUAAAACGCUUAAACCUCAUCACAAAAGACUUCAUGGACCAUGAGCCUGUCUGAUCGGAAAAUUAUUAGCGGAAGCGGAAGAAUGUGUAUAACGGAAGACAUUUGAAAAUGCAAUAAACGUAUUGAAAGUCAAUUAAGUUAAGGAAUACCUCUAUUCUUAAAUAUUUUUUUAAAAAACUUGAUUUAUAGAGUCUGAAAGUAUGUUGAGGACCUUAGAAAAAAUAUAUCGAUAACAGAUUUGGUCAACAGAGAGGCUAGCGGGCUAGGAUAAAUUGGGUAUGCAUAAUGAACUUCUUGCUUGCUAACUAGUCUGUUGUGUGUUCUGUUCUCUUGGUAAUAGGUAUUGUUGGUUGUAUUUAACGGUGGCUUGAUGCGUAUGUUGAUAUUAGCUGAUAGACCCUCACAAAUCAAGAAAUCAAAUCAAGGUUUAUUUGCCAUAUGCCCAGUAACAAUACAGCAUGCUAGCAGAUGUCAGCUGGAAAAUAAAUGCUUAGAUUACGUUGGCGAAUGAGAGUUGUCCAACUAGUUAGGAAAUAAGAUAAACAGUUAAAUCCGGCGGCUUUACUGUAAAUUGACUGUUUACUGUAAAGUGCGCUACAUCUGUGUGACUAGCUGAAGACCUAGUCACCGCACACGCGUUAGUUUCAGUUGCCUUCCGAAUGUGGCUUAGUAUGGGGUUGAUUCGCUAGCUGUUAGCAUUAGCUGUACGGACGCUUCGGUAACUUCAUGCCAAUGAGGAACAAGCUGGCGAGCUACGUAUUACCGCGGUGCCGGUUUGACUGUAUGCGGAGGGAAGGAUCAGACAUGAGAGUUUAAAGGACAGAGCUGGAAUAUCAGUGCUCUGGAAGAGACUGCUGGAGAGGCCAACCGGACAAUGCCAAGAAGAAAACAAUCGCACCCACAGCCGGUCAAAUUGGACUGAUGGUGUGUGUGCUUGUAGUGGACUCAGAAGAUGGUGUGGCCACAGUAAAUCCUGCAAGUUUAGUCUUGGAAAGUGACUUCCUCCUGGGCCAGGAUCUGGAGUUUGGGGACAAUGACAGCGACUACAAGAUCAUUCCAUUUGACAAGGAUUCAGACUCGGUUGCCGUGGAGAUGGGGAUCCCAGUCUACUCGCUGAGUGAUGAGGACUGCAGCUACAGCCAGCUCAGCCUGGAGAGCGAGGGGGAGGAGAGCGAGCAGGCAAUGGGGCGGGGCCUGUCCUGCGUCCGCUGUGGCCAGCCGCUAGAGGACCCCCUGCAGGGGGCGCUGGACCUGACUCCCCCGUGCUGCCUGCACUGCAGUGAGGGGGCUGGGGCCAGGGAUGAGGACAACAGUUCCGGAGGAAAAGGUGGCAUGGGUGGGGCAGUGGGCAGGGGUGCAGGAGAUGGUGUGGGCGGGGCAGUGGGCGGCUCUCGUAAACUGCACUCCUGUAAGCUGUGCAGCUUCUCCUCCCGCUACUCCAACCACCUGAAGCGUCACAUGAAGACGCACAACGGCGAGAAGCCGUACCGCUGCCCUCACUGCGCAUACGCGUCUGCGCAGCUGGUCAACCUGCAGCGCCACCUGCGCAUCCACACCGGCGAGAAACCCUACAGCUGCGCCCACUGCCACUUCGCCUGCAGCUCCCUGGGCAACCUGAAGAGGCACCAGCGCAUGCACACACACGACAAGCCCAACAAGUGCAGCCACUGUGACUAUGGAGCCAGCAGCGCGCUCAGCCUGAAGAGGCACCAGAUGGGCCACAAGGCCCAAAAGUCAGAGCCGCCAGAAGUUGCUGUGGUGUCAGACCUGACUCUGCACGUGAGCAAUGAGGCGGACUUCCUCCAGAGCUACGGUGACCUGAAGGGGGAGGGGGUCGGCCUGGGGGCGGAGUCAGACUCUCUCCCGGAGCUGCUGUUCCCCUUCACCUGCCGGCUGUGCGGGGUGGUCCUGGACGACGAGGACGGCACAUCUGCACAGAUCUGCAGCAGCUGCACGCUGGACAUGCUGACCAAGGCCCCGCCCAGCAGCCCGGGGGAGAGGGGCGAGCGGGUGUUCUCCUGCGCCCUGUGCUCCUUCACCACCCAGUACCCCAACCACCUGGCCCGCCACAUGAAGACCCACAGCGGGGAGAAGCCCUACAAGUGCCCCCAGUGCGACUACGCCUCUGCCCACUUCGACAACCUGAAGCGCCACCACCGCGUGCACACGGGCGAGAAGCCCUACAAGUGCCACCUGUGCGACUACGCCUGCGGCAACCUGGCCAACCUCAAACGGCACCAGCGCAUCCACUCCGGCGCCAAGCCCUUCCAGUGCGCCGUGUGCAGCUACAGCUGCAACCAGAGCAUGAACCUGAAGCGGCACAUGCUGCGGCACACCGGCGAGAAGCCCUUCUGCUGCCAGGAGUGCCCCUACACCACCGGCCACUGGGACAACUACAAACGGCACCAGAGGAAGCACGGCCACUCCGCACACGGAUGGGUUAAAGUGCAGCUGCCCCACACCGAGGAGGAGGAGGAGGAGAUGUAGAGGAAGAACAGGAAGGGGGAGGAGGAGGAAAGGAAGAACGAGGGGGUUUGUCCUCUCCCCUUUUCAGCACAUACUUCCUGUUUGAGAUGUUUUAUUUGGGGGGGUGUAGAGUCUGUGCCCCCCCCACAUCCUGUUGCCUUUGGGUUAAUGGUUGGGGGAGGGGUUGGGUUCUCUGGUGCCAAAUGGAGAGAUGCCUCUCCCCCGAUUCCUCUGUACACUGUGUGUGCCUGUGUGUGUGUGUGUGUGUGCACGCGAGUACGUGUAUAUGAAUGUGCCUGCGUUUGUAGAUGUUUGAUUGCAUAUCGCGUGCUAUCGGGUGAUUUGAAAAUCAUGUUUUGUUUUUUGUUUUUUUUUAUUGGUUUCUUUUCGCUGUGAAAGUUUUUUUCGCUUAAAUUUUCUAAGAAAAUGUCGCUUAAACUCGGGCGUAUCAAAUGUAUGAUUAAAAAAUAUUUUUUUCA